AUGGCAGAAAACAACAUCAUAGACCGCUUGAGGUCGUCGGCCUUUGACCUUGGUGAGGUCAGGGACGCUCUUCGCGGCAAAGCUGUCCCUACGGUUCUGGAACAUCGAAUAACGCGACUCUGCGUGAUCCGUGGCAUUCGAUACCACGAGCAGUUCGCCGAGGAUUCAGAGCUAGAACAGUUCAGGCAAUAUGUGCCUGAAGUCUCUCGUGCUUUAACUGCUCGUGCGGUCAUGAGCAACAAAAUACCCUCUAUCCCUGAAGCGCGAGACAGACCUUACUGUAUCUCGCACCCUCAGGUGGCUUCACAGGACACCUACAGGAAGCUGUGCCAACUAUGUGGAGCUGUAUCUCGAGAUGGAUCUGUCGCCGAGGAAGCUCGCGCUAGUGGAUCCAUGGAAAUAUUUGAAUCCAUCAUGCGAAAACCUGUUCGAUACCGCGUCACAAAUGACUACACUAGAGAAAUUACGCUGCAGGACCCAACUACUGCAUGCUUGAACGAUGAUAACGCCAUUGUAUUUACUCUCGAUAUCGACCAAGGCAUCAACAAACCGAGAGACGAAGAGAGAGACCCUGUCAUUGAAGGGGCAACCGUUGAAGAGUCCCAAGAUGCCAGCGACUUUGACGGUAUGGACUAUCUUUACCCCUUCUCUGGGUUUGAUGAGAAGAUGUUCAACAUUACAGAGGACAUAAACGUGGGCGAGGUGGAUUCAGAAGAACCACAUCUGAAUUACCUACCGGAAUUGCUCUUUCAACCUCUCCCCGCCGAUUUGCCACAGGGAAACAAGGACCUUUUGAUCCUGAUAGCUGCCUAUUAUGGAAACAGCGAAAGGUAUGCCAGGCUGCAUCGUCCUCGCAUGAUUAAAGGGGAACCAGGGUGCGUCGUGCGUGGAAUCUAUCACAACUCUAUGUUCUCCCUCUGGUGUGCGACCCAGACCAUACCAGACUGGCCGGCUAGCUCGCAUGUGACGAUGGCGAUACAUGCUCGGAUGGUUGUUUUCCUCCGCAUGUGA
Messenger RNA from Talaromyces stipitatus ATCC 10500, 1011 nucleotides. RefSeq lists its product as uncharacterized. Bases 1 to 1011 code for a protein of 336 amino acids. Lineage: Eukaryota; Fungi; Ascomycota; Eurotiomycetes; Eurotiales; Trichocomaceae. The transcript has 2 exons. The record is from RefSeq and is a predicted model, not a curated record.